Messenger RNA from Knipowitschia caucasica, 438 nucleotides. The record is from the annotation of a GenBank genome assembly. NCBI's taxonomy places the organism in Eukaryota, Metazoa, Chordata, Actinopteri, Gobiiformes, Gobiidae.
AUGACUCCCACCUUUACCACAGGAGCCCCUGCGUUCGUAGCGCCCACGGUCUCCUGCAGAAUCUCGCAGCCACUCGUGGAGCUCACAGAUCCAUCGCGUGCCCCCCCUGCUGUGGCCCCCUCCCCCUCUCUGCUGGACGUGGAGGGGCUGCUGGGUCUGCCCCCCAGACUCCUGCAGAUGACCGAGGACCAGCUGGCCUGCCCUGGAGCCUCCGUGGGCCCCUUCGUCAGCUUCUCUCCCCCCCCUGGACUGCGACGACGACUGUGGAGCCUGGAGGAGCACGAGGUCCGACUUCUUCGACUCCUACGACCUGGGCGACCUGCUGAGACUGAGGCUGAGGCCGAGACUGAGACUGAGACUGAGGCUGAGACUGAGGCUGAGGCUGAGACUGAGGCUGAGACUGAGGCCGAGCUGAGGCUGAGACUGAGGCCGAGCUGA